Penicillium oxalicum is the source of this 555-nucleotide messenger RNA. RefSeq names its product 60S ribosomal protein eL18. Gene Ontology annotation, biological process: translation. Bases 1 to 555 code for a protein of 184 amino acids. Gene Ontology annotation, molecular function: RNA binding; structural constituent of ribosome. The transcript has 4 exons. The record is from RefSeq and is a predicted model, not a curated record. NCBI's taxonomy places the organism in Eukaryota, Fungi, Ascomycota, Eurotiomycetes, Eurotiales, Aspergillaceae. Gene Ontology annotation, cellular component: cytosolic large ribosomal subunit; ribosome.
AUGGGUAUCGACCUGGACCGUCACCAUGUGCGCAGCACCCACCGCAAGGCGCCCAAGAGCGAGAACGUGUACUUGCAGGUGCUGGUGAAGCUCUACCGCUUCUUGGCUCGCCGCACGGAGUCAAACUUCAACAAGGCCGUUCUCCGCCGCCUGUUCAUGUCGCGCAUCAACCGCCCCCCCGUCUCCCUCUCGCGCGUUGUUUCCAACAUCAGCGAGGCUCAGAAGGGCAAGACCGUUGUUGUGAUCGGUACCAUCACCGAUGACAACCGCCUCCUGACCAUCCCCAAGCUGUCCGUCGCUGCCCUGCGCUUCACCGCCACUGCUCGUGCCCGCAUCGAGAAGGCUGGUGGUGAGACCCUCACCCUGGAUCAGCUUGCUCUGCGUGCCCCUACCGGUGCCAACACCCUGCUCCUCCGUGGCCCCAAGAACGCCCGCGAGGCUGUCAAGCACUUCGGCUUCGGUCCCCACUCUCACAAGAAGCCCUACGUUGCUUCCAAGGGGCGGAAGUUCGAGCGUGCCCGUGGUCGCAGACGCUCCAAGGGUUUCAAGGUCUAA